This is a messenger RNA of Fonticula alba, 691 nucleotides long. RefSeq lists its product as hypothetical. The coding region runs from base 223 to 645 and encodes 140 amino acids. The record is from RefSeq and is a predicted model, not a curated record. The transcript has a single exon. NCBI's taxonomy places the organism in Eukaryota, Rotosphaerida, Fonticulaceae.
GGGCAGUUGCGCUUAGCUUGAAGAGAGCGCCGUGUAUUUCUAAAAAACAGGGGAGGGGGGUGGGAGGAAAGCGCGGAUGACGAUUCGUUCUCGCCUGGGGGGGAGGUGUUGCACUUUGGAGCCGGCCUGCCGUGCCAGCACAAGCAUGGGCGUGCAAUUGAAGGAGGGGGAAGGGAUCAGGGCAGGAGGGGGGGGGGAUCGCCUAUCACACAGCAGGUGCAGAUGCUUUCUCGGAAGAGAGUAGGGGAGAGGGAGAGAGGGGGGGAGACACAGGGACAGACAGGCGGGUGGGCCCUUGCCAGGAACAAGCGUGGAGAGGACCACAUGUGGACAAGCACGGAGUGGGAAGAGGCAGAACAUGCAAUGCAUAACAGGAUACGGGGGAGCGCAUGCACCGGAGGAGGGAACUGGGAGGUGCGCGCGUCCCCCUUUUGUGCUAUUUUCCCUCGGAGGGAGGAGGGGAAACCGGCUGGGAGGGAGGGGGGGGGGAUAGUACUGAACAGGGGGGGGGGGAAUCUCAAGGGCAGCCUCCAGCGGAGAGGAAGAGGAAAGAGGAGGGAGGAGGGAGGAGGGGGGGGUAGACGCUCAUGGGGGGCGGGGAGCGGGGAGAAGAGGCUGCAGCCUUCUCGAGCGGCGGAAAUCUGAAGGGUAUGUCGGGGAGAGGGACAGAGAGAGGGAGAGAGGGAGAGAA